Messenger RNA from Cinara cedri, 2066 nucleotides. The record is from the annotation of a GenBank genome assembly. NCBI's taxonomy places the organism in Eukaryota, Metazoa, Arthropoda, Insecta, Hemiptera, Aphididae.
AUGAUUGGUGGUAUUAAUAUGCUGGCUGGUGUGAACACCGGAAUUUUCAAAGUCUUUUCGGUUGGAAACGCGGUCAGGUUUUUUUCGAAAAAAACCGAGCCGUCAAAAUUGACGAGUCCGUUGAAGUCGAUCAUCAAUCAAUACAAAACAGGGAGCAUACGUUUACCGUUUAGAAGAUCAACGUUAUUGAUGAAAAGGUUUGUAUGUUAUGACGUAUGCUCACCCCCUUUGAUAGGCCACUAUCCGCGUCCCGUUUUUCUGAUUCUUUUCGGAUUCUGUAGGAACGGAAACCUUGUGUAACUUGGAAAACCGUUCGGCGGACGGUAGUGCAUUUUAAAUGUGUAUAAUUAAAACAAAAUAAUAAAUAUUCAUUAACAGUGACGCAACUUGGAUGUAAUUAAUAAUAAUAACAUCCUCUCUUCCCACCAACAAAAUUUGAGAUUUGUUUGCGAAUCCGUAAUUAAUAGUAUUUCUUAAAUUGAAUAACAGUGAUUUUAAAAAUUGAAAGUUACGUGUUUUGGACUUAAAUUUAGCGUGUAGCGUAAGAACUGUAAUUUAUAUUUUAUUUAAAAUUUAUUUAUCUCGGAAGGCGCUUAUUUUUGUGUAACUAAAAAUUUACCAAGAUGUUCAUAUUAAAAUAUGUGGAUUUUUCGACUAUGGUACUGUGUUUGAAACAUGUUUGCAGAUUCCCAACAGAAUAACUGAACAAUUUAAAACAGUUCACAACAAAAUGACGAUUCAUUGAUUUUCUUUCGUUGAAUUUUGGGUUAUAAAAUAAGGGAAAUAAUCUUUUGGACCGUAUGAUGCGGCUGGCUAAGGAUUCAUCAAAACUGAUAGAAUUAGAUUAGGUAUUGAUUUCUUUAAUAAAGAAAUAGAAAUAUCUAAUGCGUUGUAUUAUUAUUAGUUUUUCUUUCUCUUUUAUUACCAUAAUUAUAAUAUACACUUUUGUAUUUGUAUUUGUAUUACUUAUUAGAAUUAAAAUACGUGUUGAACCGUUGUAAAGGAAUCCACCAGUUAAAAAAAAUAAAUAAAUAAAAUCAUUUUAUUAUUCUAAUUAAUUUAUUAAUACUUCGUAUCUGUAGCAUGCUGAUAAAAAUAUGGGACAGUGGCGAGAUCAAAAGGGAACCGAUGCCAAAGUAUAUUUCCCUGAAAACCGGUCUUAUACUUUUGAGUAUUGGAUUUUCAAAACCGAUUUUCGAAAAAGUCUUGGCGGAUACGCCGAGCUCAAAUAUUCCAAUUGAUUUAGGAACGAAGAUUUUACCGAUGUGCAAUUUCGUAUCUGGAUGGGCGGCGGGUUAGAACGAUUAUUUGAAAUGUACUAAACAACAACCAUACUAUUGACCGAUUGUGUGUAUUUUAAUUUAUAGGAGUCGUCUCUUUGCUUGUUAGCUAUCCGAUUGAUACGGUUAGAGUCGUACAGCAAGUGACCAAUACUGGUGCAGUGAAAUGUAUUCGGCAUAUUUACAAGGAACACAAGGUAACAGAUGCAAAUUGACUGGAUUGUUGUUUUUAUUAUUACCAGCCAAUGGCAUCGGCAUAUUAAUAUAAUUCGGUGUAGAAUACAACUAAUGGGGAUAAUGUAACAUAUAUGUUGUUAUACAGACAAUAUUAUUGGAUAUUGUUGGGAUAUUGAUAAAACGAAAUAAAUAAACGAACUAAUUAAUUACGUAAUGUUUACUUUUUUUUUUUUUCUAAAGUUUGCAGGGUUUUACAGAGGAAUGAUUGUUCCGUUUUUGUGUACGGGUGUUGUGAAAUCGGUGUCGUUCGGAACUAAUGGCUGGACAAUGCGGUUAAUUCAAAGCUACCGCGGUACGGACGAUAUAAACAUCCGGUAUUGUUGCGAUGCGAACAACAAUAUGAACCAACUAAAUUGGCAUUUCGAUAUGUUUGUGGCCGGGGCCACCGGUGGAUUUUUUGCCACUGCAAUAAGUGCACCGUUCGAAGUCGUCAAAUUAUUACUACAAGCAUCCAGUACACAAAACGCGACAUAUUCAUUUAGUUGUUUAAUUGUUUCAAUUAAAUACGAAUAUUUCAGAUAUAUCGCCAAAACUCUUGAAAAUGAUUAA